Messenger RNA from Ostrinia furnacalis (Asian corn borer), 1022 nucleotides. It is a transcript of the gene Pglym, whose product is annotated as phosphoglyceromutase. The record is from RefSeq and is a predicted model, not a curated record. Gene Ontology annotation, molecular function: intramolecular phosphotransferase activity. Bases 85 to 852 code for a protein of 255 amino acids. Lineage: Eukaryota; Metazoa; Arthropoda; Insecta; Lepidoptera; Crambidae. The transcript is spliced from 5 exons. Gene Ontology annotation, biological process: glycolytic process.
AUAUCUGUCAAUUUUAGGGAGAGAAGGUCAAAGUGAGGCAUCAGCCGGUCUUUAUCGAAUAAAUUUUGAUUCCAAGUUCCAAUCAUGCCCGGAAAAUAUAAAAUUGUAAUGAUUCGCCACGGCGAAAGCGAGUGGAAUCAGAAGAACUUGUUCUGCGGUUGGUUUGAUGCUGACCUUAGCGACAAAGGUCGUGAAGAAGCUACCGCUGCUGGUAAGGCGUUGAAAUCUGAGGGAUAUCAAUUUGAUGUCGCCCACACCUCUGUGCUUAAACGGGCACAGAUCACUUUGAAUUCUGUCCUGCAGGAAAUCGGACAGACUGACCUGCCUGUCCAGAAGACUUGGCGCCUUAACGAGAGGCAUUAUGGUGGACUUACGGGUCUCAACAAGGCUGAGACAGCCGCUAAAUACGGUGAAGCUCAGGUUCAGAUCUGGCGCCGCAGUUUCGACGUGCCCCCACCACCCAUGGAGAAGGACCACCCGUACUAUGACACCAUUGUCAAUGACCCCCGGUACGCUGGCGACCCAAAACCCGAAGAAUUCCCCAUGUACGAAAGCUUGAAACUCACCAUUGAAAGGACUCUGCCUUACUGGAACGACGUCAUCGUCCCUCAAAUCAAAGAAGGAAAGAGGAUAAUCAUCGCAGCGCACGGAAACAGCCUUAGGGGCAUUGUUAAGCAUUUGGAUCAACUCAGUGACGCUGCCAUCAUGGAGUUGAACCUCCCCACCGGUAUUCCAUUUGUUUACGAACUCGACGAAGACAUGAAACCAGUAGAUUCCAUGGUCUUCCUUGGCGACGAGGAGACCGUAAAGAAGGCUAUGGCCGCCGUAGCUGCCCAGGGCAAAGCUAAGUAAAUGUCUCCAGUUCUGUAUGUUACUACAUUAUAAUAAUAUUAAGUACGUAUAGUCAUUUUAAUUUAUUGUUGUUAUCUUGAAGAUAAUGUAUGCUAUAAUAAGUUGUUUGAAUACUCUAUGUGAAACAUAUUGUGUAUGUAUAGUAAAUUAUUAUAGAGAUUAAUACUGCC